Messenger RNA from Gavia stellata (red-throated loon), 1254 nucleotides. Its product is annotated as leukocyte elastase inhibitor A-like. NCBI's taxonomy places the organism in Eukaryota, Metazoa, Chordata, Aves, Gaviiformes, Gaviidae. Gene Ontology annotation, biological process: negative regulation of endopeptidase activity. The record is from RefSeq and is a predicted model, not a curated record. Gene Ontology annotation, molecular function: serine-type endopeptidase inhibitor activity.
AUGGUGCCCAUUUCCUUGUUCAUGAAUGCCGAUGAACAUGAAGGAUACUGGAAGACAUACCCAGGGGCCUUUGGUGUAUCUCCUGUGCCCCCAGACAGAAGCCUUGGCCAUGCCACAGUGGGCUCCCACAGUGCAACAAAAGCCAGGUUCUGCCUGGACUUCUUCAAAGAGCUGAGCAAAGUAAAAAGAAAUGAAAAUAUCUUCUUCUCCCCACUGAGCAUCUCAGCUGCCCUGAGCAUGGUCCAGCUGGGGGCCGGAGGCAACACAGCCAAAGAGAUGGAAAGGGUGCUUCAUAUUCACGAGGUGCUGAGCAUGGGAAGUCCAGGAACCAAGAGCACCACUGGAAAGUGUGAAGAAGCUGGAGGAGCCCAUUCUCAGUUCCAGGAGCUUCUGUCUGCCCUUGGCAAAGCUGAUGCCAUGUGUUCCUUCAGCAUUGCCAACAGGCUUUUUGGAGAAGUGACUUUUCAGUUCCUGCAGCAAUACUUAGACUCUGCAAGGGCCUUGUACCAUGCAGAGCUGGAAGCCAUGGACUUCAUUAAUGCUGCUGAAGAGUCCAGAGGGAAGACGAAUUCCUGUGUGGAAAAGCAAACCGGGAAACUCAAAGAUCUGUUCCCUCCUGGCUCUAUUGAGGUGCUAGCUCUGGUCAAUUCUAUACACUUCAAAGGGCAAUGAGCUAUAAAAUUUGAGAAGGAAACCACCAGGAAAAUGCCUUACAUUUACACAAGAGAGCACAGGAAUGUACCGAUGAUGUGUCAGACAGGAAAAUAUAAACUAGCCAGGAGACAAGAAGAGCAAGUGACAGUGCUGGAACUCCUGUACACUGGAGAAGAGAUCAGCAUGUUCAUUCUUCUGCCAGAAAACAUCUGUGAUGAGUCUACUGGCCUUGAACAGCUAGAGAGUGCUGUCACCUAUGAGAAAUUAGUAGAAUGGACCAACAUGAAGAAUGAGUAUCUGCAAAUCAUCAGAAUGGAGAAGAACUGUGAGCUCAUACCAGUACUGCAGGCUCUAGGGAUGAGGGAUGCCUUCAUCCUUGAACAAGCUGAUUUCUCCGGGCUGUUCCUCUCCAAGGCUAUUCACAAGUUCUUUGUGGGUAAUGAAGAAGGCACUGAGGCAGCUGCUGCUACAGGGGUGCCUAUACUACCAUUGUGCCUCCACAUUCCUUACGAGUUCAGAACUGACCACCCGUUCCUCUUCUUGAUCAAACACAAGCCUAGCAAGAACAUCCUUUUCUUUGGCCGAUGUUGCACCCCCUAA